This is a messenger RNA of Acanthamoeba castellanii str. Neff, 3123 nucleotides long. RefSeq names its product protein kinase domain containing protein. The coding region runs from base 1 to 3123 and encodes 1040 amino acids. NCBI's taxonomy places the organism in Eukaryota, Discosea, Longamoebia, Acanthamoebidae. The record is from RefSeq and is a predicted model, not a curated record. Gene Ontology annotation, molecular function: ATP binding; protein tyrosine kinase activity. The transcript has 17 exons. Gene Ontology annotation, biological process: protein phosphorylation.
AUGCUGGUGGGCAAGGAGAACGUGGGCAAGACCACGCUGCUCCACUGCCUCACCACGCUGCUCCACAACCCCAAGGCCGCCAAGAAGUCCGCCUCCGAUUUCUUCGCCGCAACCGCCAAGGGCAAGAAAGUUCCCUCACACCUCAGGCAUAUGCCGCUGAGCACGGACGGCAUUGGAAUGGGCGAGUUGUCGACGAGCGCUUGGGUGGCCGCCCGGCGCAAGGGCAAGACCGACCCGGUCACCUUCCAGACAUACGACUUUGGCGGGCAGAUGGUGUUCUACCCGACGCAUCAGCUCUUCCUCACCGCCCGAUCCAUCUACCUGGUCGUGUUCAACGUCGUCGAGGACGACCGCAAUCAUGUACUUUAUUGGCUCAAGCAGGUGCGAGCGUCGACCAAGGGAAAUGAAACGCCCAUCAUCGUGGUGGGCACACACAUCGACCACCCCGACUGUCCCAACGCGCAGGCACUCACCACCAUCGGCAAGCAAUUGCAGCGAGAGGAGCGAUGGGUGCGGAAGGUGUGCUACGUCAGCUGCAAGUCGGGCGAUGGCCUCGAGGAGCUCAUGGAGUCGAUUAUCGAUUUGGCCAAUCAGCACAGCUUCCUCAAGCAGCUCAUCCCCGGCAGCUACUACACGCUGCACCAGACCAUCACCAACCUACGCACCGGCAAGGUGCAGGUUGACGCCCCGAAGUUGCCUGGCAAGAGCGACGAGGCUGACGAAGCGGACGAACAGCACCAAGCGGGGUUCAGCACGGCGUACGGGGCGGACAGAGUGGACUCGCAGUCCAGCCAGGUGCUGCGGUGGACCACCUGGGACCACCUGGUCAAGCUGGCCCAGGGCUGCGGCAUCAACAGCGAGGAGCUGGUCGAGGUGGCGCGCUUCCUGUACGACGCCGGUACGCUGGUGCACUUCGACGACGCGUUCAGCGGGCUGCAGGAUCUGGUGGUGAUCGACCCGCAGUGGCUGGCCGACGUCAUGAAGAGCAUCAUCUCCUUCAACAACAAGUGGGUCAAGAACGGCGCCAUCACACAACGGGAGCUCUACAAUUGGGCGUGGCGAGACUAUCCGGCCAACAUCCGUCCGGCGCUCCAACGAAUCUUCGAAAAAUUCCAGAUCAUCUACCACCUGCGACUGGACCACAUGCUGCAAGAGGAGGAGACGACCAAUGGAGAGGCGGAAAUGGAGAAAGAGAAGGAGAAGGAGAAGGUCGAGAAGCGGUUUAUGGUGCCCAGUUUGUUGCCGGAGGACCCGCCCGAGGAGGUACUCAACAGGGCCUGGCCGCCGAACAAGUGCGAGGACGUCGCCGAAUACGCCCGCAUCUACGAACUCAAUGACUUCAUCCCCAUCGGCCUCUUUGCGCGUCUCAUCGUCCGCAUGAUGCACAUCCCCGGAGUGCGGCUGCUGGUGGCAUGGCGAACGGGAGUGGUGGUCGAGGCGGAUUUGCCGUCGUCAUCGGGUCGAUCCGAUGAUAAGCCGGCCACCUACCAGGCGCUGGUGCGGCAGUUGGACAAGCCCGAGUACAAGAUCGAAGUGCUCGUGCGAGCGACGGGUGGCGCGCACUCGGGGGCCGACGGUGACGGCAGCGAGCGCAAGAGCGUCGACGAGGGCAUCAAGCGGGACAAGGGCAAGGACAAGAAGAAGCAGCAGGAGCAGGGCGAAGACGCCACCGACGAGCAGGGCAAGGAGAAGAACAUCUACAAAUCUACCGAGCAGAAGCUCUUCAGCAGCGUCCUUCAGGGAGUGGAUAAGACGACGGAGACGCGAGACAAGGACCGCGGCGGAGAGAAGGUGUUCCUGCUGGAGCAGGUGAUCUACCUCAUCGAUGUGCUUCUUCAGGGCUACACGGGCCUCGAGGUCUCCCGAAAGAUUCCCUGCAUCCUCCCCUUCCCCGACACACCCGAGCGCCGCUGCAGCCACCUCUUCACCUAUGCCGACUGCGUGGAAUCGGUGAUGCUGGGCCGGCGAGUCGAGUGCCCCAUCCACGGGACGUCGAUCAGCGUGCACCGCCUGGCGCCAGAUCUGGCCAUCGGGUCGGUGCGGUUCAUCGAGGAUUCGGAGCUGCGCAAGGGCAACCAGAUCGGUCAGGGUGGCUACGGUCUCGUCUACAAGGCCUCCUGGAACAACACCCCCGUCGCCCUAAAGCUCCUCAUCGUCAAGCACCAAGAUGAGGAACUCGAGGAGCGGGAAAAGCAGAGCACCAAGCACUACGAUGAGUUCAAGCACGAGGCCUUCCUUAUGAGUUGCCUGGAGCACGAAAACGUGAUCCGGCUGUACGGCAUUUGCUACAACCCGCUGGGCAUGGUCAUGGAGUUUGCCGGCAACGGCGAUCUGCACGACCUCCUCGAGAGCCUCCAGAAGGGCAAGGUCAACAAGGACCCCUACUCACUCCAAUCGGGCAAGCACCGGCUGUUGCCCCUGAAGGCGGGCGAUUCGGUGAUCAUUCUGGGCAAGAAGAAGAAGACCGACCUCUACGAAGUGGAAACCAUGUACGGCGAGAAGGGACUCUUCCCCAGCGAGCUCAUCGACCUGGGCAAGGCGCCGCGCAAGGACGAGCAGAUCCCGUGGGCCCUGCGCUGGCGCAUCGCCCUCGACGUGGCCAAGGGGAUGAACUACCUGCACUCCUUCCAGCCGCCCAUCGUGCACCGCGAUCUCCGCUCCCCCAACGUCUUCCUGACGGCGUUCGAGUCCGACGCCAAGACGGUGGCCAAGGUGGGCGAUUUCGGUCUCGCUCGCCACGUGGACCCGCGGCUGCACGAAGGCUUGCCCACGUGGCAGUGGCUAGCACCCGAAAUCCUGGAUCACGAGAACACCGAAUAUGACGAACGAUCAGAUAUCUACAGCUUUGGCAUCGUGAUGUACGAAAUCGCGUCGAGGAAGCUGCCCUACACCGAGGAGUACUGGGACCGCUUCCAGAGGAACGGGUACUUCCAGGCGAAGGACUGCCAGAACGCCAUCGUCAAGGAUCAGUGCCGCCCCACCCCGCCCGCCGACUGUCCACCCGAAUUCUCCAAGCUCAUGCAGGCCUGCUGGGCGCACAACCCGCACGACCGGCCGUCGUUUACGCAGGUGGUGAAGACGAUCAGCGCCUACAUCGACUCUUCCGCUCAGCCCCGGCUUUGA